AGGUGCUCAGGCCUAAAGAUGAGGACAAAGCUUUCUGAGCAGUCCCCUGGCUAGGCAGUGAGGUGCCAGCGUGGCCAGGACAUUUGCUUAGAGCCCUUCUGUCUCCACUGGAAAUACAGAGCUCCUCCAGAUCUCACCAGGAAGGCAAAGAUUAUCUGCCUUAGAAAGGCUCUUGUAUAGAUGAGCUCUGCUACCACCAGGCAUGCCACUGGGUGCUUUGUUUGACUUGCUGAUGGAGACUGCCAGGAUGCCCGUCAUGCGAUAAGAUGAGGAGCAUUCUCCAAGUUGUCCAUUCAACGCCGGAUCUUGAUGGUUAUGGCAAAAUCUUUCAUCAGCAUAUGGUAUAAUGGGCUACCGGUUGGAUGAUUUACAGUCAUCUGAAACAUGAUACAUACUUCUCUUCCUUGUCCACGCCUACAUGCUGACACACUACCAGUUUUGUUUCCGAAAGAGGAGUUCACAGAACUACGCAGUGCCUGAUCCAACCAGCCGCUUUGAUGUUCCUCAGUGGACCAUACUAUGUCAGAGAGCCACAAUGAUCAUGCAAAAUAAUAGUUCAGCCUCGUCCCUGUUUUCAAAUGUGAGCUCCUUCUGGAAGAGAGAUUCGCAUGGGCCAGGACUCCUUGAUGAAGCAGCAUCGCUCAUCGGCAGCUAUGAUUUCCCUCAGACCACAGAGAGUUUUCCCUUCUCCACUGUGGAAUCAACAAACAUGUCCCUAAAUGCCACAAGCAAAGACCCUCUGGGUGGACACACUGUCUGGCAAGUAGUUUUGAUUGCUUUCCUCACUGGGAUCCUUGCACUGGUGACCAUCAUAGGAAACAUCCUAGUGAUUGUUGCAUUUAAGGUUAACAAACAACUGAAAACGGUCAACAACUACUUCUUGUUGAGUCUUGCUUGUGCAGAUUUGAUCAUCGGUGUUAUUUCCAUGAAUCUUUACACCACGUACAUCAUCAUGGACCACUGGGCUUUGGGAAACUUGGCCUGUGAUCUUUGGCUCUCCAUUGACUAUGUCGCCAGUAAUGCCUCUGUCAUGAAUCUCCUUGUCAUAAGUUUUGACAGGUAUUUUUCCAUCACUAGGCCACUUACAUACAGAGCCAAACGAACAACCAAAAGGGCUGGGGUGAUGAUUGGUUUAGCAUGGAUCAUCUCUUUUGUUCUUUGGGCCCCUGCCAUCUUGUUCUGGCAGUAUUUUGUCGGGGAGAGGACUGUGCCUCCUGAUGAAUGUUUCAUUCAGUUUCUAAGUGAACCUGUCAUCACUUUUGGCACUGCCAUAGCUGCCUUUUACUUGCCAGUCACCAUUAUGAGUAUUUUGUAUUGGAGGAUCUACAAGGAGACCGAGAAACGCACCAAAGAGUUAGCAGGGCUACAGGCUUCGGGCAGUGAAGCAGAGGCAGCACGCUUCGUCCACCAGACAGGCAGCUCCCGGAGCUGCAGCAGCUACGAGCUGCAGCGGCAGAGCAUGAAACGCUCCACCCGAAGGAAAUACAGACGCUGCCACUUCUGGCUCACAAUGAAGAGCUGGGAACCCAACGCAGACCAGGGGGACCAAGAGCACAGCAGCAGCGACAGCUGGAACAACAAUGAUGCUGCUGCCUCCCUUGAGAAUUCAGCCUCCUCUGACGAGGAAGACAUCGCUGCAGAAACCAGAGCCAUCUAUUCAAUCGUGCUGAAGCUACCCGGUCACAGCGCCAUCCUCAAUUCGACGAAACUACCCUCCUCGGAAGAUUUGCAUGAGUCAGGGGAUGAACUGCAGAAAUCUGACACAGAAUCGAAGGAAAAGAAACCUAAAAAAUUGCACCCUCCCAAAAGUGUUCAGGAUGGUGGAAACUUCCAAAAGAGCUUUUCUAAGCUUCCAAUUCAGCCAGGGUCAGCAGAGACAACCACAGCUUCUGAUGGCAUCUCAUCAGUGACCAAGGCAUCUGCAGCCCUGCCCUUGUCCUUCAAGGAAGCAACCCUGGCAAAAAAGUUUGCCUUGAAGACCAGAAGUCAGAUCACAAAGCGAAAACGAAUGUCACUUAUCAAAGAAAAGAAAGCGGCACAGACGCUCAGUGCCAUUUUGUUUGCCUUCAUCAUUACCUGGACCCCAUAUAACAUCAUGGUUCUGGUGAACACCUUUUGCAGCUGUAUCCCCAAAACUUUCUGGAACCUGGGGUACUGGCUUUGCUACAUCAAUAGCACGGUGAACCCCAUGUGCUAUGCACUGUGUAACAAAACAUUCAGAAACACUUUCAAGAUGCUACUGCUGUGCCAGUGUGACAAACGGAAACGACGCAAACAGCAGUAUCAGCAAAGGCAGUCCGUCAUUUUUCAUAAGCGGAUCCCUAGGGAGGCUUCAUAGAAUAGUAUUUUUUAAACAAUUUAAAAAAAUAACGAA
Aquila chrysaetos chrysaetos is the source of this 2374-nucleotide messenger RNA. RefSeq names its product cholinergic receptor muscarinic 3 (gene CHRM3). Gene Ontology annotation, cellular component: dendrite; synapse; plasma membrane. The coding region runs from base 419 to 2338 and encodes 639 amino acids. Gene Ontology annotation, biological process: adenylate cyclase-inhibiting G protein-coupled acetylcholine receptor signaling pathway; chemical synaptic transmission; positive regulation of smooth muscle contraction. The transcript has 5 exons. NCBI's taxonomy places the organism in Eukaryota, Metazoa, Chordata, Aves, Accipitriformes, Accipitridae. The record is from RefSeq and is a predicted model, not a curated record. Gene Ontology annotation, molecular function: G protein-coupled acetylcholine receptor activity; G protein-coupled serotonin receptor activity.